Messenger RNA from Hipposideros armiger (great roundleaf bat), 836 nucleotides. RefSeq names its product mitochondrial ribosomal protein S24 (gene MRPS24). Gene Ontology annotation, cellular component: mitochondrion. The record is from RefSeq and is a predicted model, not a curated record. The transcript has 4 exons. The coding region runs from base 183 to 686 and encodes 167 amino acids. NCBI's taxonomy places the organism in Eukaryota, Metazoa, Chordata, Mammalia, Chiroptera, Hipposideridae. Gene Ontology annotation, biological process: translation.
GACUGACAGCCUCCGCUCGACCCGGAGGUCCCGCCCCCGACCGGGAGUCUAGGCCCCGAAGAGAGGCGACUCGCACACUCGCGCCGGCUUCCACUGGGUUUCGUUCGCGGUCGCGGCCUCCCGGCGUUGACCUUUGCCCCCGCGGCGCGGCUUUACGUCCAGCGCGCUGCGCUCGGCCCAAGAUGGCGGCGCCCGUGUGCAGCCGGGGACUGGGACCACGGGUUCUGUCCUGGAGCCGACAGCUGCCGUGCAUCUGGAGCGCGCUGCACACGUCCGCGGUCUGCGCCAAGAAUCGCGCGGCCCGAGUCCGUGUGGGCAAAGGGGACAAGCCAGUGACCUACGAGGAGGCGCACGCGCCUCACCACAUCGCCCACCGCAAGGGCUGGCUGUCGCUGCACACAGGGAAUCUGGAUGGGGAGGACCACGCUGCAGAGCGAACGGUGGAGGACGUUUUUCUCCGCAAGUUCAUGAGGGGCACCUUCCCAGGCUGCCUGGCUGACCAGCUUGUCCUGAAACGCCGGGCUAACCAAGUGGACAUCUGUGCCCUGGUCCUGAGGCAGCUGCCUGCACACAAGUUCUACUUCCUCGUGGGCUACAGUGAGACUCUGCUGUCACACUUUUACAAGUGUCGUGUGCGUCUACACCUCCAAACUGUGCCCUCAAAGGUCGUGUAUAAGUACAUCUAGGAUAGUCACAUUUUUGCCAUGAAGCUCUAGCCUGCAAAGGACAAAUGUGUGGGAAGGGAGUGGAGUAGAAAUGGGGAGACACCCCUCCACUUCAGAGUCCAGAGGCUUCACUUUCAAAGUUGCUGUUGAAUAAAUGAACUUUCAAUGUUG